CUAUCUUAUUUCACAGACACCUACACCUCUCCUAGACAUCACAACCCUCCCAAAUAAAUAAAUAUUUGUGAGAAAAUAAUUAAUUGUUUUAGUCUUGCUCUGCUACUAUGAUCUUCUCGUCUCCUUCCUUCCUCCUACUGAAGCCAAGGUAGAGGAGGCAACAAAAAAAAAAAAAGGGAAAAUGGAGAAGAAAAGAAAAGAAGAUCAUACCGUUGUUCUGCUCUUCCUCUCCUAUUAGACCAUUAAGAAAACAGAGAGCCACCUCUCUCUCUCUCUCUCUCUCACUCUCUCACAUUCGUCUCUUGCACAAUAUGCCAGUCCCUUCCUUCUUCUUGCUUCUCUUCCUGCUGUUAUUCUCCACUCCGGCGGUCUCAUCCACCACGCCCAUUCCACGGCGGGCCCUCCACCUGCCCUUCUUUCCCGUGGCCACCCCACCGCCGGCCCAGCCACCAUCCCCAUCCUUCCCGAAAUACCCCUCCUCCUCCAACCCGAAGCCCUUCUUCCCAUUAUACCCCUCCACGCCUCCCCCCUCCGUUCCCUCCUCCCCCGCCACCGGCUCCUCCCUCCCCGCCAACAUCUCCUCCCUCAUCUUCCCCAAUUCCCAUUCUGCUCCUCCCCGCCGCCCCUCCGCUGCCAAGCUCGUACCCGCCGUCGCCCUCCCCCUCCUCGCACUCGGAUUCCUCGCCUUCUCCCUCGCUUUCUUCGUCCGCCGCCGCCGCCGUCGUCUCCCGUCCCAUGACGACAAGAACGCCCGUUCCGACAGCAUCCGCCUCUUCCCCCCCGGCUCCGCCGCCUCCGCCGCCUCCGCCGCCCCUAAGCCCCCCACCUCUGACUUCCUCUACCUCGGCACCCUUGUGAACUCCUGCACAGCCGCCGCCGCCGCCACAGCUGCCGCCGAUCCCUCCCCAGCCGCGUCCGUCCCCCGGCCCAACACCUCUCCCUACCAGAAGCUGGGCUCGCCGGAGCUCCAUCCUCUUCCCCCCUUAUCUCGCCAUGCUCGCCGCGAAUACGGGAAUGCCGACGGCGGGUGCUCGUCGGAGGAGGAAUUUUACUCCCCGAAAGGGUCUUCCGGCGACAAGGAGAGCUCCGGGGGUCUCGUCGGCGGCCGGAUGUCCACCUCACAGCGGACUUUCCCGGCCGUCGCUGCCCCGAUGGAGAAAUGUGGGUCCCGGAGCUCCACGCUGAGCACGCCUUCGUAUCCGUCGUCCAAUUCGGUGUCUUCUCCGAGUCCAUCAUCGCCGGCGGCUUCGUCACCGCCGAUCGGAUCGAGCCCGGCACGGUCCAGCGUCAAAUCUCUGAAACCUAGAUCCGAGAAUGCUGAGUUGGUCGACCUCGGUGUCCCGCCACUGCCGCCUCCUCCGCCCCGCCUGCCGCUCGGGCCGCUGACUCCUUCGCCUCCAAAGAGGAAACCCCCUUCUCCCUCCCCACCUUCUUCACCGGUGGAGAAGGAUCAAGAAAGAAACUCAAGGAUCUCGGACUUCUCCUGUCCGAACUUGCGAUCGCCGCAGAGAAUUGGGGACUUCUCGAGGAACCCAUUUGUUGUUAGCCCCCCGCAGAGGCAAGCCCCGCCGCUCCCGCCGCCGCCACUGAGGCAAGCUCCUCCGCUGCCAGCACCGUCGAGGCCAGCUGCAUCGCGACCGCCACCACCACCUCCUCCGCCACCGCCGCCGCCGGUUGGUUACUGGGAGAGUCGGAUCCGAAAGCCACAGGCUAGCCAGCCUCCAGUUCUCACUCCUCCCAGACCUACUGGAAUGAAGAAUUCUUCCACAGCGGCUUUCCCAGCAGAAUCUCCGGUGAAUUCGGAUGCAGUGGAGAAGAGCGAGGAGACCCCUCGCCCAAAGUUGAAGCCUUUGCACUGGGAUAAGGUCCGGGCGAGCUCUGAUCGAGAAAUGGUGUGGGAUCAGCUGAAAUCGAGCUCAUUCCAAGUAAAUGAGGAGAUGAUUGAGACUUUGUUUGUUUGCAAUGCAACAAACACAGCCCCAAAGGAGACGAACAAGCGACAAGUGCUUCCAAUUCCAAAUGAAGAUAACAGGGUGCUUGAUCCGAAGAAGUCUCAGAAUAUUGCUAUCCUCCUGAGGGCACUGAAUGUGACAAAGGAGGAAGUCUGUGAAGCCCUAUUGGAAGGUAAUAUAGAUAGCUUAGGAACUGAGCUAUUGGAGACUUUGCUAAAGAUGGCUCCAAGCAAAGAAGAAGAGCUUAAAUUGAAAGAGUACAAAGAUGAUUCCCCGAUCAAGCUUGGUCCUGCAGAAAAGUUUCUCAAGGCAGUGCUUGAUAUACCGUUUGCUUUUAAGAGAGUGGAUGCGAUGCUUUACAUUGCUAAUUUUGAUUCAGAGGUCAAUUAUCUUAAGAAAUCGUUUGAAACUCUUGAGGCAGCCUGUGAUGAUCUGAGAAACAGCAGAUUGUUUCUGAAGCUUCUAGAAGCCGUUCUAAAGACCGGGAACCGCAUGAAUGUUGGUACCAACCGUGGUGAUGCACAUGCCUUUAAGCUUGACACACUACUCAAGCUAGUUGAUGUCAAAGGCACCGAUGGCAAGACUACUCUUCUGCAUUUUGUUGUCCAGGAAAUCAUCAGAUCUGAAGGCUCCCGCCUUUCUGCCGUGACCCCAUCAGCUGCCAAAACCCAGGCAAAUACUCUACGAGAUGACCUUGAGUGCAGAAAGCUUGGCCUCCAAGCUGUCGCUGGCCUUGGGUGUGAGCUCAGCAAUGUGAAGAAAGCAGCCACAAUGGAUUCUGAGGUGCUCAGCAGCUAUGUCUCUAAACUUGCUGGUGGGAUUGGGAAAAUAACUGAGGUUUUAAGAUUGAAUGAAACCUUGAAUUCAAAGGAAAAUAGCCAGCAAUUUCAUGAUGCUAUGAGUGGGUUCUUAAAGAAGGCAGAGGACGAGAUCAUUAAAAUCCAGGCACAUGAGAGUGUUGCACUGUCUUUGGUCAAGGAAAUAACCGAGUAUUUCCAUGGCAACUCAGCCAAAGAAGAAGCUCACCCUUUCAGAAUUUUCAUGGUGGUCAGGGAUUUUCUAGCCAUCCUUGAUCAGGUCUGCAAAGAGGUUGGAAGGAUAAAUGAUCGCACCAUUGUCAGCUCAGCACGCCAAUUCCCAGUACCUGUAAAUCCAACACUACCACAUGCAUUCCCAAGGUUCCAGGCAUUGAGGCCUGAAAGCUCUGAUGAGGAAAGUUCAUUGUCAUCAUAAGGCUUAACGCUUAGUGCUCCUGGCUGAUGCCUCUUUCGAGUAGAAGGUUUUGCUGGCUAUCAGCUGAGAAGUGCAGUGCCACAUGGAAUCAAAAUGCCACUUAUUUAUAUAUAUAUUUUUUGUACCUGUAGAAUAUGGAUGUAAAAGAUUCUUGGAAUUUUUAUGCCUAUAUAUAUACACAAGGAAAUCUAGAUUAGAGAAAAAUGUUGGGAAACUGGCUUCUUUGACUCAGAUCACGUAUAUCUGUUGAAAGCUUUUCUCAAAAGAUCAAUGUGCAGAAUUUGGAACAAGUUUCAGUUGUGCAGCUCAUUGUUAUGAGUGGCAACUUACAUUAUAGGUGAUAUGAACCUAUGAGGCAGACAUUAUGUUCUUGGAAUUUUUAUGCCCAUGUAUAUACAGAAAGGAAAUCUAGAUGAGAGAAA
Messenger RNA from Elaeis guineensis (African oil palm), 3607 nucleotides. Its product is annotated as formin-like protein 1. Gene Ontology annotation, molecular function: actin filament binding. The record is from RefSeq and is a predicted model, not a curated record. Gene Ontology annotation, biological process: actin nucleation; actin cytoskeleton organization. NCBI's taxonomy places the organism in Eukaryota, Viridiplantae, Streptophyta, Magnoliopsida, Arecales, Arecaceae.